CAUCUGGUAUCAAAUGCCAAAGUCUAAGCCGCGACCAUCUGCAGCGGCCUCAGUGACACCUGAUAGGAGAGGUCCCCGGGUUCCCGGCUCCCAGCACUUCCGGUCCACACCCCAGCACCUGGGCUGCCCACCAGGUCCUCUUCCAGCCAGGACCAGCCGCAGAGCCCGGGUGCCCUCAGCUCUGUCCCCCCAAAACUGGACCGGGCUCCUCUGACAACCACUUGAGGUCCCUGCAGCCGUCUCCCUGUGGACAGAGGAAACAGAAGGUCACCGAGGCCAAGAGCGGGUGGGAAGGGAGGACAGCGGCGAGGUCUCAGAUCUGGACCUGGGCCCCAAAUCCAUGCCGAAUUCCCUCACCGGCGGCCAGGUGCCCCCCCGUGCUCUGGACACAGUUGGCCUGGUGGACCAGGGUCUGGGAAAUGCAGGUGCCCAGGAGACAGCCAGGUCCCUGGCCCUGCCUGACCCGACCCCUGCAGGGACCGCCGGUUCUGCUCCCACCUUGGAAGAGGGGGACACAGACCCCUGGGCCCUCCCCCAGCUGAAGGACACCGGCCAGUCCUGGAAAGAGCUCAGCGUGACCGGCAGGGCGCUGCAGGUGGUGGUCGGCGUCCUCAAGGCCUGCGGGCUCCUGGGCGGCCUCUACCUCUUCAUCUGCUCCCUGGACAUCCUCAGCUCUGCCUUCCAGCUGCUGGGCAGCAAAGUAGCCGGGGACGCCUUCAAGGACAACGUGGUGCUGUCCAACCCCGUGGCUGGGCUGGUCCUCGGCGUGCUGGUCACUGUCCUCGUGCAGAGCUCCAGCACGUCCUCCUCCAUCGUGGUCAGCAUGGUGGCCUCCAAGCUGCUGACCGUCCGGGCAUCUGUGCCCAUCAUCAUGGGUGUCAACGUGGGCACAUCCAUCACCAGCACCCUGGUCUCGAUGGCACAGUCGGGGGACCGGGAUGUGUUUCGGAGGGCCUUCGGGGGCUCGGCCGUGCACGGCAUUUUCAACUGGCUCACGGUGCUGGUCCUGCUGCCGCUAGAGAGCGCCGCCGCCCUGCUGGAGAGGCUCAGCGCUCUGACCCUGGGUGUCGCCAGCCUGCAGCCCGGGGGGCACGCACCCGACAUCCUCAAGGUGCUGACCCGGCCGCUCACAGACCUUAUUGUGCAGCUGGACGCUGAUGUGAUCGCGGGCAGUGCCACGGGCAACACCACCAACAGUAGCCUCAUUAAGAGAUGGUGCGGCACCAGGGCGCAGCCGACCGCGGGGAACAGCAGCCACUGCGGAGCGGCCGGCGGCUGCGGCGGCCCGGGUCCCGAGAGGAACAGCCCUGCCCCGGAGGAGCUGCUGCCCUGCCGCCACCUGUUUGCGGGCACAGUGCUCACGGACCUGGCCGUGGGCUUCAUCCUGCUGGCCGCCUCCCUGCUCGUGCUCUGCGCCUGCCUCGUCCUCAUCGUCAAGCUGCUCAACUCCGUCCUGCGGGGCCGCAUCGCCCAGGCCGUGCGGACGGUCCUCAAUGCCGACUUCCCCUUCCCCUUCAGCUGGCUCAGCGGCUACCUGGCCAUCCUGGUGGGUGCGGGCCUGACUUUCGUGCUCCAGAGCAGCAGUGUCUUCACCGCAGCCAUCGUGCCACUCAUGGGGGUCGGGGUGAUCAGCCUGGACCGCGCCUACCCUCUCUUGCUGGGCUCCAACAUCGGCACCACCACCACGGCCCUGCUGGCCGCCCUGGCCAGCCCUGCGGAUACGCUGCUCAGCGGCGUCCAGGUCGCCCUCAUCCACUUCUUCUUCAACCUGAUCGGCAUCCUGUUGUGGUACGUGGUGCCCAUCCUACGGCUGCCCAUCCCACUGGCCAAGCACUUUGGGGACCUGACGGCCCGCUACCGCUGGGUGGCCAUCGCCUACCUGCUGCUCGGCUUCUUGCUGCUGCCUCUGGCUGCCUUCGGGCUCUCCCUGGCGGGGGGUAUCGUGCUGGCUGCAGUUGGGGGGCCCCUGGUGGUGCUGAUUGUCCUCAUCGUCCUGGUCACAGUCCUGCAGCGGCACCAGCCAGCCUGGCUGCCCCGCCGCCUGCGCUCCUGGGCCUGGCUGCCCCUCUGGCUCCGUUCUCUGGAGCCCUGGGACCGCCUGGUGAGCCGCUGCUGUCCCUGCAAGGUCUGCAGCCCUCCUCAGGCCGUGGCCAAGGAGGCCCACUGCUAUGAGAACCCCGAGGUCCUGGCUUCCCAGCAGUUGUGAGGGGUUGGCCUCUGGGUGCCCCGGGGGACCCUAGAAGCUGUGGACUUCUGACUCACUCGGGUGGCUUUCUUAGCAAAUAAACCAGACUCUACCCAGGCA
Messenger RNA from Phacochoerus africanus (Common warthog), 2305 nucleotides. It is a transcript of the gene SLC34A3, whose product is annotated as solute carrier family 34 member 3. The record is from RefSeq and is a predicted model, not a curated record. The transcript is spliced from 13 exons. Gene Ontology annotation, molecular function: sodium:phosphate symporter activity. Gene Ontology annotation, biological process: sodium-dependent phosphate transport; intracellular phosphate ion homeostasis. Bases 341 to 2206 code for a protein of 621 amino acids. NCBI's taxonomy places the organism in Eukaryota, Metazoa, Chordata, Mammalia, Artiodactyla, Suidae. Gene Ontology annotation, cellular component: brush border; apical plasma membrane; vesicle.